AUGGUCCUCCAGGAUCUUGGGCGGCGAAUCAACGCCGCUGUCAAUGAUUUGACACGCUCGAACAACCUGGAUGAGAAGGCUUUCGAUGACAUGAUAAAAGAGAUCUGUGCCGCACUGCUAUCGGCCGAUGUCAACGUUCGUCUCGUCCAGACGCUGCGCAAAUCCAUCAAGUCCAGCGUGAACUUUUCCUCGUUGCCACCUGCCGUCAACAAGAAACGCUUAAUUCAAAAGGCCGUGUUCGAUGAACUGGUUGCACUGGUCAACCCUCAUGCAGAACCGUUCCGCCCCAAGAAGGGACGGUCGAACGUGAUUAUGUUUGUGGGGUUGCAGGGUGCGGGUAAAACAACUACCUGUACCAAGUUGGCCAGACAUUACCAGACGCGCGGAUUCAAGACAGCACUGGUUUGUGCGGAUACUUUCCGUGCCGGUGCCUUUGACCAGCUGAAGCAGAAUGCCACCAAGGCGAAGAUCCCUUACUAUGGUAGUUUGACACAGACGGACCCCGCAGUGGUGGCGGCCGAGGGUGUCGCCAAAUUCAAGAAGGAACGUUUUGAGAUCAUCAUCGUGGAUACCAGUGGUCGACACAAGCAGGAGGAGGACCUUUUCACGGAAAUGACCCAGAUCCAGAACGCCGUCACGCCCGAUCAGACUAUCCUGGUUCUCGACAGCACUAUCGGUCAGGCGGCCGAGGCCCAGUCGGCUGCUUUCAAGGCCACGGCCGACUUCGGUGCGAUCAUCAUCACCAAGACGGACGGUCAUGCCGCCGGUGGUGGUGCCAUCUCUGCCGUCGCGGCAACGCACACGCCCAUUAUUUUCCUUGGUACCGGAGAGCACCUGAUGGACUUGGAACGGUUUGAGCCCAAGGCAUUCGUUCAGAAGCUCUUGGGUAUGGGUGAUAUGGCCGGUCUCGUAGAACACGUGCAGGCGGUGACAAAGGACUCGGCCGCCGCAAAGGAGACAUACAAGCAUAUCGCUGAGGGUAUCUACACGGUGCGCGAUUUUCGAGAGAACAUCACCUCGAUCAUGAAGAUGGGCCCCCUAUCGAAACUGUCCGGCAUGAUCCCCGGUCUGUCCAACUUGACCGCCGGGCUCGACGAUGAAGAUGGAUCGCUUAAGCUUCGCCGCAUGAUCUACAUCUUCGAUAGUAUGACAGCUGCGGAGCUUGACGGGGACGGCAAAGUUUUCGUGGAGCAACCAAGCCGUAUGGUCCGGGUUGCCUGUGGUAGCGGAACGACCGUGCGCGAGGUAGAGGAUCUCCUCUCGCAGCACCGCAUGAUGGCCGGCAUGGCCAAGCGGGUUGGCGGACAGAAGAAGCAGAUGCAGCGGGCUCAGAACAUGCUCAAGGGCGGCAACAAGGAGCAGCAACUGGCAGCCAUGCAGAAGCGGAUGGCGGCCAUGGGUGGCGCUGGAGCCGGCGGUCUCCCCGGGAUGGGCGACAUGGCCAAGAUGAUGCAGAUGUUACAGGGACAAGGCGGCGGCGGCGGCGGCAUCCCGGGUCUUGGGGGAAUGGAUUUGCAAAGCAUGAUGAGCCAGAUGAGCGGGCUGAUGGGUGGAGGCCGUGGCAGAGGACGGUGA
Aspergillus clavatus NRRL 1 is the source of this 1575-nucleotide messenger RNA. Its product is annotated as RNA-binding signal recognition particle subunit SRP54. The transcript has 2 exons. Bases 1 to 1575 code for a protein of 524 amino acids. Gene Ontology annotation, biological process: SRP-dependent cotranslational protein targeting to membrane; SRP-dependent cotranslational protein targeting to membrane, translocation. Gene Ontology annotation, molecular function: endoplasmic reticulum signal sequence receptor activity; ATP hydrolysis activity; GTPase activity. Gene Ontology annotation, cellular component: cytosol; signal recognition particle, endoplasmic reticulum targeting. NCBI's taxonomy places the organism in Eukaryota, Fungi, Ascomycota, Eurotiomycetes, Eurotiales, Aspergillaceae. The record is from RefSeq and is a predicted model, not a curated record.